GUAGAACAAUCAAGUCUAAGAUACUCUGAAAAGAAUCAAAGAUAAAGGAUAUCGAAUCGUUGAUUGUUAGAUAUCACUGACUCAUAAGAAUUCCUACAAAUAAUGAAAAUCUUAGGAUAUACAGUUAGGAACUUCCCAAAACCACCGCGAAACUUAUCCCCUUAACAAUUCUAUCCACAAAGUCUCCACCCCCCCAUAAAAACAUUUACCUUUUACCAGUAUAUCAAAUCUCUUGUCUCAUGUUUUUGUUCAUCUCUUCAUCACAAGCCUUGGGAUUGAUCAUCACAAUUUUGUAGGUACUUAAUGGAAUAUUUUUCAAGUCAUUACUACCAUAAGGUUGCGCGGGUUUUGCUUCUCUUGUUAUUGUUCGUUUUGGUUUGUGAGAAUGGCGUUGAAGCAUCACAUAGGGUUUAUUAUGAAUAUCAGUCAUUGUCUAGUACUUCUUCCAGUGUAAAACAGCAGCACAGGACUGCAUAUCACUUUCAGCCUCCACAACAUUGGAUCAACGACCCAAAUGGACCUAUGUACUACAAUGGAGUUUAUCAUCUUUUCUACCAAUACAAUCCAAAAGGUUCAGUUUGGGGCAACAUCGUAUGGGCCCAUUCGGUGUCCACAGACUUAAUCAACUGGACUCCGUUGGACCCAGCAAUCUUCCCGUCCAAACCAUUUGACCAGUAUGGUUGUUGGUCCGGGUCCGCAACAGUUCUCCCCGGAAACAAGCCCACAAUCUUGUACACCGGAAUCAUUGACGCCAACAACACCCAAGUCCAGAAUUAUGCCGUUCCCGCCAACCUCUCCGACCCGUAUCUCCGAGAAUGGGUAAAACCCGACGACAACCCGUUAAUUGUCCCUCAAAUCGGCAUCAACAAGACCGCAUUUCGUGAUCCGACAACUGCUUGGAAAGGCAAAGAUGGUCACUGGAGAAUCUUGGUCGGCGGAAGGAGGAAGCACAGAGGGAUUGCAUUUUUGUACAGGAGCCGAGACUUUAAGAAAUGGGUCAAAGCAAAGCAUCCAUUACACACAAAAGCCGAAACUGGAAACUGGGAAUGCCCGGAUUUCUUCCCUGUUCCGAAGAUUGGGUUGAAGGGUUUGGACACAUCUGUAAUGGGAACAAAUGUGAAACACGUGUUGAAGGUUAGUCUUGAUGUUACAAGAUACGAAUACUACACGAUUGGUACUUAUGACACAAAGAAGGAUAGGUAUGUUCCAGAUAAGACCCUUGUUGAUGGAUGGAAAGGGCUGAGAUACGAUUAUGGAAACUUCUAUGCUUCAAAAACAUUCUUCGACCCGAACAAGAACAGACGGAUUUUGUGGGGUUGGGCUAAUGAGUCUGAUCCUGUUCAGGAUGAUAUCGAUAAGGGAUGGGCUGGCAUUCAGUUGAUCCCGAGAACAAUUACCCUGGAUCCGAAUGGGAAACAAUUGAUUCAAUGGCCAGUUGAGGAAUUAGAAAGAUUAAGAGGUCAAAAUGUUUACAUGAUCAAUCAGGUGCUAAAUAAAGGGGACAGAGUUGAAGUUCCUGUAGGAACAGCAGCCCAGGCCGAUGUUGAAGUCACAUUUAACUUCCCGAGCUUGGAUUCAGCAGAGGAAUUUGAACCUAGCUGGAGAAAACUUGAUGCUCAAGACGUUUGUAGUGAAACAGGUUCAACUGUCGAAGGUGGACUUGGGCCUUUUGGCCUAUUGACUCUUGCAUCUGAAAAUCUGGAAGAGUAUACCCCUGUAUUUUUCAGAGUAUUCAAAGAUGGAAAGAAAUAUGUUGUUCUCAUGUGCUCUGAUGCGCGAAGAUCUUCUUUAAAGGAUGGAAUGUACAACCCUUCUUUUGCUGGAUUUGUGGAUGUUGAUCUGAGUGAUAAGAAACUUUCUCUUAGGAGUUUGGUUGAUCAUUCGGUUGUGGAGAGUUUUGGGGCUAAUGGAAAAACUUGCAUUACAUCGAGGGUAUAUCCAACCAUAGCAGUCGGAGAUAAUGCUCAUUUGUAUGUGUUUAACAAUGGCACCACAAGUGUCACCAUCGAGACUUUGGAUGCUUGGGAUAUGAAGAGACCUGAUAGAAUGAACAUUUAGAAAUUUUGUAUUGAGUUAUGGUGUUAGAUGGUAGAUUUUAUUCACUUUUCAUCUUAAAAAUAAGUUGUUUUGAAGUGAAGCUGAAACCACACACAUAUCACGUAGUUAUCGGACGUCAAAUGUGAUGUUAUGAACUUGAUCUUAUUAUUUUUUUGGUAUAAAGAAGAGACCGAGACCUAGAUUUUUGGCAUUCCAGUAUUACAGAUAUGACACAUCCACUAUAUCAUGUAAUAACCACAGUUUUUGAUUUUCUUAACAGAGCCAUAGCCUGAUCAUUAUUGUCCGAUGUUUGGGAAAAGGAAUGUGGGUGAAUAUAGUUUUCCCCAAGUUUGAUCCGUUGUAGAAAAAGACCUCGAUUUAUUUUUUUGUUUUGAAUUGUUUGAAUUAAUUAAACCUUAUUGUUGAUUUCUGGAAG
Molecule: messenger RNA, 2473 nt
Organism: Oldenlandia corymbosa var. corymbosa
Lineage: Eukaryota; Viridiplantae; Streptophyta; Magnoliopsida; Gentianales; Rubiaceae
Source: the annotation of a GenBank genome assembly